AUGGGGUGGACAUUUCUGGGCCGCUUCGGGCUGUUGCUGCUUGUACAGCUCGCCGCUGCUGUCUUUGUCGAGGCCGCUUACAUCAAUCAACAAGAACCGUUGGGCGUCAAAGAGCCAGCGGCUGUUUCGACCAUCCCCGUGUCCCUGUUCGCGGAUCUCGAACGACUGGCGAGGCUCGUUGACGUCUCAUAUUGCCUCGGCACUACGGGCAUUCGCAAGCCGUUCCAGUGCGUCUCUCGAUGCGAUGAAUUCCCCAAUGUGACGCUGGCCUCUACGUGGAGCACAGGCUUUCUCUUCGGCGAUAGCUGUGGGUUCAUCGCAGUCGAUCACGGCUCGGACCAGCAGCGUCAAAACGAUGUGCUUAUAGGAGAUGACGAGCAAGGCGCCAUCGUAGUUGCGUUCCGUGGGACCUACAGCAUCACCAAUACCAUUAUUGACCUCAGUACCAUGCCGCAAAAAUAUGUGCCAUAUCCGUCGCCAGAUCACGGAGGAGAAUUACCAGAAAAGCCUAGCCAUGAAUGCACAAAUUGCACCGUACACAGUGGGUUUCUCGAAUCCUGGAAGAGCGCUCGAGAAUCGGUUCUGCCAGAGCUCAAGGCACUCCGAGCCAAGUAUCCGUCUCACCCCAUUCAUCUCAUCGGUCACAGUCUUGGAGGCGCCGUGGCUUGUCUUGCGGCACUCGAACUGAAAGUGUCGCUUGGCUGGGAUGAUGUGACAGUCACCACGUUUGGAGAGCCUCGUGUCGGCAACUCUGAGUUCGCCCACUUCGUUGACGACGUGUUUGACCUCGACGGCAUCAUUGACCUUGAAAAGAGGACCUAUCGACGAGUUACCCACGCCGACGACCCAGUGCCCUUACUUCCACCGGGCGAGUUUGGUUACCAGUCGCAUGGCGGCGAGAUAUUCAUCUCCAAGUCUGCCCUCUCACCAUCUGAGACGGAUGUCCAGCUAUGCGUCGGCGACGCAGAUCCUAAUUGCAGUGCCAGAGAUGACAGCUCGGUGGAAGGUCUGCUCAAUCGCCUUCUCCAUUUCUGGGGAACGACUGCCUCCUUGGAAGAGUACACUGAGAGGAUGAGCUUCCCGGCGCGGUUCAAACUGUGGCAGCUGUUUUUUGCUCAUCGAGAUUACUUCUGGAGGCUCGGACUAUGUGUGCCCGGCGGCGACCCUACAAACUGGGGCCGGCCUCCGUAUGCGCCUCAUGACGAAGAGUUGUGA
Messenger RNA from Trichoderma harzianum CBS 226.95, 1215 nucleotides. RefSeq lists its product as hypothetical. The coding region runs from base 1 to 1215 and encodes 404 amino acids. Lineage: Eukaryota; Fungi; Ascomycota; Sordariomycetes; Hypocreales; Hypocreaceae. The transcript has a single exon. The record is from RefSeq and is a predicted model, not a curated record. Gene Ontology annotation, biological process: lipid metabolic process.